Pseudonaja textilis is the source of this 1152-nucleotide messenger RNA. RefSeq names its product actin-like protein 9. Lineage: Eukaryota; Metazoa; Chordata; Lepidosauria; Squamata; Elapidae. The record is from RefSeq and is a predicted model, not a curated record.
AUGGGAAGGUCAAGCACUCCAGAAAGAGGGCGUUCAGUUGUCAAGACUGGAGCUAUUGUCAUAGAUACUGGUACAGGGACAUGUAAAGCUGGAUUUGCAGGUCAGCAGACCCCCCAGUCAGUCAUUGGGACAUUAGUUGGACACCCUACAGAAAAAUCUAUGAGGACAAAAAGAGAUAGACCAGAUACAUUCUUUGGAGAUCAAGCUCGAUUGGAACCUGAUACUGACAUUAUUUUUCCAGUAAGGCACGGCAUAAUCAUAGACUGGGAAGCAGCUGAAGCACUGUGGAGGCACCUGUUCUACCAUGACCUCAAAGUUGCUCCAGAAGACCAUGCCCUUUUAAUGUCUGACCCCCCUCUCUGUCCAACUACGAACAGGGAAAAAUUGGUGGAGGUUGUCUUUGAAUCUCUCAAUUCUCCUGGAAUGUAUGUGGCAUAUCAGUCUGUACUAUCAGUGUAUGCUCAUGGGAAAAUUAGUGGGUUAGUGGUAGAUACAGGCCAUGCUAUGACACACACUGUACCAGUCCAUCAAGGAUACAAUUUGCCACAUGCUAUAGAAAGGAUGGACAUUGCUGGAGCCAAUAUGACAUCUUUUUUGAUGGAUCUCCUCAAAGAUAUGGGGCAUUACUUUGACGAAAGAAUGUUGGAUGUUAUUGAAGAUAUCAAACAAAAAUGCUGUUACGUUGCACUUGAUUUUGAGGGUGAGUGGAAUCGUCCAAAGAGAGAAUACAUGGUGGACUACCAGUUGCCAGAUGGCCAAGUAAUCACUUUGGGAAAGGAGAGAUUUCAAUGUCCAGAAAUGUUGUUCAGCCCUCCACAAAUGCCUGGACUUACGCUUGUAGGAAUCCAUGGCAUGGCACAAAAAAGCUUACGGAAGGUCCCCGAACAAUCCAGGAAGGAGAUGUAUGAAAACAUAAUAUUAUGUGGAGGUUCAUCACUGUUUGAAGGAUUUGAAAGGAGAUUUACUCAUGAUGUAAUGUCCAACUUGCACACAAAUACAAAAGUCAAAGUCGUGGCUGUUCCACUGAGGCACUAUUCCGUCUGGACAGGGGGUUCCAUACUUGCUUCCUUGAAAAAUUUUCAACCGUGUUGGAUCAGAAAGGAACAAUACCAUGAGAGUGGACCGUACAUUGUCCAUAGGAAGUGCUAUUGA